Messenger RNA from Spathaspora passalidarum NRRL Y-27907, 426 nucleotides. It is a transcript of the gene FYV5, whose product is annotated as Fyv5p. The record is from RefSeq and is a predicted model, not a curated record. Lineage: Eukaryota; Fungi; Ascomycota; Pichiomycetes; Serinales; Debaryomycetaceae. The transcript has a single exon. The coding region runs from base 1 to 426 and encodes 141 amino acids.
AUGCCAGCAGAUCGUAAAUCAUCAAAGAAAUAUACGGAUAGACAUGCAUCCAAAACAGCCGAUAUAAAACGAGCCCUUGUCCAUCGUGCCAGAAUCAGAAAGAACUAUUUUAAGUUAUUAAAGGAAGAAGGACGACCUGAUCCGCAAGAAACCCAACAAGAACAACAACAACAAGUUGAACCCAAGAAGAAACCAGUGAACUUUGCCGAACGUGCUCAACUUGCUAAGCAAAGAAAAGAAGAAGCAAGAGCGCAAAAAUUACAGCAAGUCAAGGAAAAGAGAGAGAAGUUGGAAUUAAAGAAGAAAGAAAGAGAGAUGAAGAAAGCGGGGUUCUCGAAACAUACCCGAACAGGACAACCUUUAAUGGGACCAAGAAUCAACAAUUUGCUCGACAAAAUAAGGAAUGAUAUGAAGGAGGAUAAAUAG